This is a messenger RNA of Aspergillus versicolor CBS 583.65, 1037 nucleotides long. RefSeq names its product DUF4870 domain-containing protein. NCBI's taxonomy places the organism in Eukaryota, Fungi, Ascomycota, Eurotiomycetes, Eurotiales, Aspergillaceae. The transcript is spliced from 4 exons. The record is from RefSeq and is a predicted model, not a curated record. The coding region runs from base 43 to 627 and encodes 194 amino acids.
CGACGACACAAGCCCACGCGAUAAUCCUCUCAUCGCCGCACAAUGAACUUCGCCCCCUAUCAGGACGAAUCGCCCGAGGUAGAGCGCGCGUUCUCUCCCACUCUCGAGAACCGCGCCAAGUCCCCCGUUGCUCGAUCGCCUCUCAAUUCUCCCCCGAUUGCAGGCCUCACUUCCGCCGGCGGACUCUCAUCUCCAAACCAAUUCGGAGGAACUGGCCACAUAAACACUAGCGGACAUGGGAAUACGGGAUAUGGAUACGGAGAUGUGGAGGGCGGAAGGUGGAACCUAGGGGCAUUUGAGACGAGUCUGCCCAUCCGGAUGGACGUUGAAGCUAUGCUGGCAUACCUGCUUCUUCCUCCGGCUGGUGGGGUUUUCCUACUUUUGGUCGAACACAAAAGUGACUAUGUUCGGUUUCACGCAUGGCAGUCAAGCAUGUUGUUUACUGCCAUUUUUAUAAUCCACCUUAUAUUCUCCUGGUCGAGUUUCCUAUCAUGGAUGCUGUUUAUUUGCGACAUUGGGUUGAUCGGUUUUCUCAGUCUGAAAGCCUACCGCGAUGUUGAUACCCUCGAACACUUUGAAGUUCCUAUCUUUGGUCGAUUCGCAAACUCAUUUGUCGACAACGAAUAAACAGCAGGCAGUAUAUCCGUUGUUUCCCUGGUUUUGGCUUAUGCCAGACGACCUCUGCCUUACCGUGGCACUAUUCUGUGUAAUGGCACACUGUAUAUUGUUAAUUUGCGCAACGGGUUCUUUGUUGAACUGCUGUGUUACCAGUACAGGCAUAUUUUAAUUUGGCCUGUAUGAUGCUCAAUAGCAUACCCUAAUGGAUUAUGUCUUGUAUGUAUUAGAUUCCGGGGGAUUGUACAAGAUUCACAGAUAAUAAUGAAUAUUAUUGAUGUUUUAUAUUGAUGUUUAUUUACCACAUGAAACGUUCUCUCUCUUUGCUCCAAUUUCUUCUUUUAUUCCACACAAAGCAGAGUUACAGCUGUAGCUAUUAUUCAAAACAUCCCAUUCAAACAUCAUUGACUGGCCGCACCAAC